Syzygium oleosum is the source of this 5091-nucleotide messenger RNA. RefSeq names its product disease resistance protein RPV1-like. The record is from RefSeq and is a predicted model, not a curated record. NCBI's taxonomy places the organism in Eukaryota, Viridiplantae, Streptophyta, Magnoliopsida, Myrtales, Myrtaceae. The coding region runs from base 115 to 3492 and encodes 1125 amino acids. Gene Ontology annotation, molecular function: ATP hydrolysis activity; ADP binding. The transcript has 8 exons. Gene Ontology annotation, biological process: defense response; signal transduction.
AAGUUCCUCGCACCUUCCGCGCAGUGCUACGGAAAGCACGCCAGCAAUAAUUGACUUUUCCGUACAGCAUGCAUCGCAGCGGUUCAAUUGGCACGAUGAGUCCUGGAUCAUUGGAUGGCCAGAACUCAGCUUUGUUCAAGCACGCAGAAUAAAAAGGGUUGCGUGUGGGUUAUCCAACGUCGAAGGCUGAGAAUCGGUGGCGAUCACAGGAGCGUGUGGAUUGCGUCGUUUGAGCACUCCUUAGAUCUGGGAUUCCAUAUUCCUCUUCUUUUGAGGCUUCGCUCCAUCAAUCUCGAGAUGAAAAGAAAAGAAUCUACUCAUUCAGAAGAUAUGAUAUACGGAGCAUCUUCCUCAUCGACCUCUCCACAUGUAGGUGAUUAUGAAGGCGGCGGAACCAAAAAGCCGAAAGGAAAUGACUACGAAGUGUUCUUGAACUUUAGAGGGAAAGACACUCGUAAAGGUAUCACCGAUUAUCUCUAUACUAGCCUUGUUGAUGCAGGAAUUCGAGUGUUCAGAGAUGACAAUGAGCUCCAUGUUGGUGAGGAAAUUGGUCCGGAGCUUCUCUGCAGUAUUACACAGUCUAAGAUCUCGAUCCCGAUUAUAUCUGAGGAUUACGCUUCUAGCAAAUGGUGCCUUUGCGAGCUUGUUCAGAUGUUGAAGUGUAGGAAAAGCAGAGGGCAAGUAGUGUUGCCCAUAUUUUACAAAGUGGAACCCUCACAGGUGCGACAUUUGACAGAAAAAUUUGAAGAUGCUAUCAAUGCACAUAAAGAGAAAGUGGAAGAAAUGGUUGUGAAGGAAUGGGAAGAAGCGCUCAAAGAAGUCGGUUCCUUGAAAGGAUUGGAAUCGGAGAAAAUUAAGAAUGGGCAUGAAGGAGAAUUAGUUAAAAUUGUUGUCAGAGAAGUCAUAGGCGAGUUAAAAAGACCUUUUCAACUAAUUGUUCCCAAAGAGUUGGUCGGAAUUGAUAAUCGUGUAGAAGAAAUUAUGAGCUUCAUAGAUGCUAAAUUUAAUGAUACAAGGAUUAUUGGAAUUUAUGGAAUGGGUGGUAUCGGUAAGACAACUCUUGCAAGGGUCUUGUACAACAAUCUCUCCAGUCGUUUCGAAGAUCAUAGUUUCGUGGCAAAUAUUCGAGAAACAUCUCUACGCAAGGGUAUUGAACGGCUACAAAAGCAGCUCAUUCGCGAUAUACUAAGAAGUCCAGAAAAUGUGUCUAAUGUCGAUGAGGGAAUCGGUAUCAUCAAAUCUCGAUUUACAAGUAAGAAAGUCCUAGUUCUUCUUGAUGAUGUGGAUGAUAAGGCUCACUUGAAUGCUUUGGCCGGAGAAAGUAGUUGGUUUAAAUCUGGAAGUAUAGUCAUCAUAACCACUAGAAACAAGAGUAUUCUUGACGAGGCUAGGGCAGCCUACAUGUGCAAACUCGAGAAGUUGCCUUUGGAUCCAUCAUUGAUUUUAUUUAGUAGACAUGCAUUUCGAAAGGAUUCUCCUCAUGGUGAUUAUGAGGUUAUCGCUCGUGAUAUCGUGUCUACUACUGGGGGGCUUCCCUUAGCUCUUGAAGUUAUAGGUUCUUUCUUGCGUGAAAAGAAAAAUAAAACAUGGAAAGAUACAUUAAAGAAAUUAAAGAAAGUGCCUAACCAGAAAGUGCAAGAUACAUUGAUGAUAAGUUACGAAUCAUUAGAUUAUGAGACGAAACAGAUAUUUUUGGAUAUAGCAUGUUUUUUCAUUGGAUCAUCUAAACAAAGUGCAACUUAUAUGUGGGAUGCUUGUGAAUUAUUCCCGGAGAAUGGAAUUGAAGUAUUGAGCCUUAUGUCGCUAAUUAAAAUUGAUGAAGACGGCAAUCUAAUGAUGCAUGAUCAACUGAGAGAUCUUGGAAGGGAAAUUGUUCGUCUAGAUGAUCCAAAGGAGCCUCAAAAGCGUAGCAGAUUAUGGAUUUGUGAGGAAGCCUCGGACGUGCUUGACAACAACAAGGGCACUAGUAAGAUUGAGGCCCUUCGUCUUCACAAUUUUGAUCGGCAGGCCCUUUGUCGUCACAAUUUUGGUUGGCUUGGUGAGAUUGAGGCCCUUAAUCGUGCUGUUUCGGACAGAAAAAGUUACCGAGGUGAACAAUUUAAUGAACUCACCAACUUGAGAUUCCUUCAAGUGUACGGUGUGAAUUUCACCGGAGAUUUCCAAAAUUUGCUUCCUCAAUUAAGAUGGCUUCAGUGGUGGAAUUGUCCCUCAGAUUUCGAAGUGGCCAACUUUCAUCCGAAAAAUUUAGUCGUGCUCGAUCUAUCAAAUAGUGACAUUACAGAGGACUGGGGAGGAUGGGAUCCACUCAAGAUGGCAACCGAGCUGAAAGUUCUCAACCUCUCGUAUUGUAAACAUUUGAGAAGAACUCCCGACUUGUCUGCUUUCAAAAGCUUGGAGAUUUUGAUUCUUGGAAACUGUUGGAGUCUGGAAGAAAUUCAUCCUUCUAUCUGGCAUAUCAAGACUCUCGCCUCCUUGAAUGUCGAGAAUUGUGGGGAACUGAAGGAGCUACCAGCAAGAGUAGGGAGAAUGGAAGAAUCGAGGGAGCUUCUCAUGAAUGACACCGCUAUAAAAGAGAAUCCUAUUUCAAGAGGUUUUUUGAUGAAGCCAAAGACUCUAGGUGCUCUAAGUUGUGAUAAAUUUGCUCAACUUCCAGAAUCCAUGGGCUCCCUUAUGUCGUUAACUCAGCUAAACUUACGUGGGAUAGGGAUUGAAGAAUUACCUGAAUCCAUUGGUUCUAUGGAGCUGCUGGAGACUCUUAAUGCCUUUGGCUGUGAAUCAUUAGCUUGCAUACCUAGCUCCAUAGGCAAUCUAGCAUCUCUGUUUCGCCUUGACCUAUCGGCAUGUCGAUCGUUGAGAAAGAUCCCCGACUCGAUUGGAAAGUUGGCAUCGUUGACCGAGCUGCGAUUAGCGCUGACAUGGAUUACAAAAUUACCUGAAAGCAUUGGGAAUCUGCAAAAUUUGAGGAUCUUGAACAUUGAUGAAACUCUCGUGACGGAAUUGCCUAGUGCCAUUGGAAUGCUGUCGAAACUUCAAGUGUUGAGUGCAUCAUGGUGCACAUGUCUGAAAGGAUUGCCUAAUAAUAUAGGCGAAUUGGUUUCGCUAAACAAUCUUCGUUUAUACAAAUCGGGCAUUUUGGGCUUGCCAGAAAGCAUUUCUAAGCUCUCUUCUCUCCAACAUCUCGGUGUUGCAUUUUGCGAAAACCUUCGAGGAAUACCGGAACCGCCCUCCAGCUUAACAGCUCUGCACAUCACUUUCCCAAGUCCAUCGUUACCAUUUCUUUCCAAACUAACCCUUCUCGAGGAGCUCACUCUUUUCGAUUGCCGUCCACUUGAAUGUCUCCCCGAGCUUCCCGUCCGACUAUCCAGGGUUUCUCUUCCAUUUGAUACCGACGAGGAGCGCUUAUACGAAUUGAUCCGCGACAAGUCCUUUGGGCUAAGAAAAGUCGCCAGACGCUGGGGGUUAGGGUAUUUCAUACACUACGACAUUGAAUAGGCAUAUUCCCAGAUUGUCCAGAGGUAACGAGCCCAAAUUCUCCGGAGGUGACGAGCCCAGGUGUAUAUCUGACUGAGCUUGAAGAUCAGCUCCCAUGGCUCUCCGCACGCUGCUGGCCGGAAAAAACCCUAGCCUCCGCCUCCGGCCUCGGCUCCAAUUGGCGGCGUCGCCACGAGCUUCCGCGGCCUCCAGACCUUCUUCCCCCCUUUCCCCGAUCUCCCCUGCGACUACGGCGCUCUCCAGCCCGCAAUCAGCGGCGAGAUCAUGCAGCUGCACCGCCAGAAGAAGCACCACCACCGCCAGGCCUCCAACACGGCGCUCGAGCAGCUCCACGACGCCAUGGGCGAGGGCGACGCUGCGGCUGUCGUUAAUAAGUUGCAGAGCGCCUAUCAAGUUCAAUGGCGGAGGGAGGAGGUGGUGAGCCACCAAAAGGUUCCCUCAGUUGGGCCAUUGACAAUCAUUUUGGCUCUUUAGAUGCACUUGUGCAGAAAAUCAAUGCAGAAGGUGCUGCUUUACAACAUCAAAACAAAUGCUGCGAGUUGCAAGAAUCUAGUUGAGAUUCAGGGGACCUUUCGAGUUCGAAACAUCUAAGGCUAUCAAGCGUUGCAAACUGCAAGAGUCUGGAAGCUUCUGGAGGCAAAGUACAAAAACACAUAGGCAAAGGAGAGCGAUCAUGCUGCUGGACUUGUGGUGCUCUGGAUCCCCAAAAUUCGACGGGUUCUUUCAAGCUAAUCAUCAGGAUGCCUGCAGAGGUUCCCUUAACAUCGCAAGCAUCUCUGGUAGACAAUCUUCUGGGGGAUCAUUUGGUUUUGGAGCAAGUUGAUGAUGAGGAAGCUGAGAUGGUUUUCAUUGGAAGGAUUUUGUUGGAGAAGUGCUUGAGUCAAGCUGCGUAGCUAGAGUUUGAAGGAAAGCCUGGGCUGGUACGGUUGAGAUUACCAUAACCCCUCAAAAUGAGAAGAUGUAUUUGCUCAGGUUUCAUGAUUGGCACCAAGCAGAGUCCUAAGUUCUGGCCUUUUGGUCGAUUAGAGGAAAACGCAUAAACCUGCAGAGAUGGGAUGCUCAGAGGAGACCAGAGGACCUCUGUUUUUCAUGAACUGGAGGUGCGGCUGCAAAUACAUGGAUUGGUCUUCGGCUAAAUGACAGAGAACAAUGCGAAAGCAAUUGCUUGUUUGGCGGGCCAAGUGGUGAAAGUUGAGUCAAUUCACACCAAAUCUCGGGGUCAUUGUGGAUUCCUUCGUGUUGCAUUGGAUGUUUAAAAACCCCUCGUACCUGGAAAGCAGAGUAUUAGGGAUAAUGGCGGCAUUGGGCAUACAUUCGAUAUGAGCGAACGCCAGGCUUUUGUUGCUCGUGUUGUCAUUGGCCAUACCGGGAAGCUAUGUGAUAGUGAAGUUCUUAUGUCUGAAGCUGUUGCUGGACAACCUAGAUAUGGCCCUUGUAAUCUCAUGAGGUUUCAGUUCACUACACUAAGAAGAAGCUUUAAAUUUCAUGACAAGCCAUGGCCUUCACUCACAGCAGUUCAUAUCUGUGAAUUGUACCAUCAUACCUCCCUUUUCUUUAAUAGGAAAAAUAGGAAUAGCAGUUAUCCAGUUCAAGAAUUGG